UGCUUGUUCUUCUUAAUUAUUUGUUGAAAAAGAAAACACAUGUGCUUCCAAAGCUAAUACGAAAUUUAUUGAAGAAAAUUCAAUUAAACUUCAUUACAGUUGGAAAAAUCCAUUGAAAUUGUAAGAAAAGUAUGGCGGACCAUGUGUUUCAUAGGCCUGGGCCUUUAAAACAGGCCAAUAAAAGCCAUAAAACAGGCAGACAUAGAUCUAAAGGUGCCAUUGAUAAUGCCUUGAAGGGUAAGGUUUCUGGUACGGUUAUUUCCCACAAACACAAACAAAUACAACGCAGAGAGCAGAGACGCAAUCAAAUGAAUCAACUACGCAAAAACAAACGUGAAGAGGCUUUGGCUUUGAAACGCCAAUUGGGUGGCCAGAACACUGCCCCAUUUUUAGUUUGUAUUCUUCCCAUGCAUUUGCAAGUGGAUCCACGCUCUGCCCUGGCCAUUUUGGAAAGCUGUGAUGAAGAGGCUGUAGUAGAACGCACCCCCUCUGGAGUUACGUACAUCAAUGUGCCACGUUUCAAGCAAAGAUUUGCCUUUAUUAUACCACCCGUGGGUCGUGGCAAUGAGGUAGCUGUCUUGGAUUAUCUCAAAGUUUGUGAUACCACUUUAAUGUUGACCUCAGCGGCCAUGGGAGAGGAUGAUGUUUUCGAUAAGUGGGGUCAUCGUAUCUUUAAUAUGAUCUCUGCUCAAAGUAUACCUACACCCAUUGUAGCUUUAAUGGACUUGGAGUCAUUAAAUCCAAAACGACGUGGUGGGGCAAAAGCUGCAGCGCAAAAAUUCAUUUCGAAGUUAUUGCCAAAGGAGAAGAUUAUGCAAUUGGAUACGAAUCCUGAAGGUCUUAAUGUCAUGCGCCGCAUUGGUGGUCAAAAGAAAAAUAUCAUCUUGAAUCGCAACAAUCGUCCUCAUCUGUUUGGCGACCAUGUCGAAUUCAUACCAAACCCUAAUCCCUCAGAAGAUGAGGGCACCCUUAAAGUUACUGGUUUCCUGCGAGGCACACCCCUAGAUGUCAAUGGUUUAGUUCACAUCACCGGCUUGGGAGAUUUUCAAAUGUCUGAAAUUCAUGCUCCCCAAGAUCCUUAUAGACUGGAUAAAUCUCGAAAUAAUCAAAGCAUGCUGCCCGAUAUACGUUUAGUAGCAAAGGCAGAUCCUGCUCGCCAAACCUCUUUGCAAUCGGAAAAUGUACCAGAUCCCAUGGAUGCUGAGCAAACAUGGCCCACAGAAGAAGAAAUUGCAGAGUCUCAAAAGGAAACGAAAAAAAUGAAAUUGAUCAAACGUGUCCCCAAGGGUUAUAGUGCCUAUCAGGCAGCCUGGAUACCCGAUGUUGAAGAAGUGGAAGCUAAUGAGAAUGAAGACAAAAUGGAUGAUGAUGAUGCUAGUGAUAGUGGCAGCGAAGAGCAGGGAGAGGAAGAGGAUAAUGAUGAGGAAGACGAGUUCAUGUCCUGCGAAAAUAAAUCAUUUGAUGGUGAAUGUGAACGUCCAGAUUCCGAUACUGAAGAAUAUGUGGAUUCAGCUUCAGUAUCGGAUGCUGCCAUUAAUGACGAAAAAUAUGAUCAACAAAUGGAUUUCCAUGAGGAACGUGAAACCAUGAGGAAAAUCAAAGAAGCUCGUGUCGAUGAACUAUGGCCAGAUGAAAUCGAUACACCCUUGGAUAUACCAGCCCGCACAAGAUUCCAAAAGUUCAGGGGACUAGAAUCGUUCAGAACUUCUCCAUGGGAUCCCAAAGAAAAUCUACCCAGUGAUUAUGCGCGUAUCUACCAAUUCCAGAAUUUUGAUCGCACCAAAAGGCGUAUCAUUAAUGAAGCCAAAGAGGUUGAUGGUGCUGUGCCUGGUUGGUAUAUCUCCAUAUAUGUGGCCAAUGUUCCAGCCACAAAAUGGAAUGCCUACAAAUCGGCACAAGUCACAGAAUAUGUAGUGGUUUAUGGUCUUUUGCCUCAUGAGCAUCAAAUGUCUGUCAUGAAUGUGGUACUAAAGAGACUGCCCGACUCCGAAGUGCCCAUAAAAUCCAAGGAAAGAUUAAUCAUACAAUGUGGUUUCCGUAGAUUUGUGGUCAACCCCAUAUUCAGUCAACACACAAAUGGUGACAAGCAUAAGUUUGAGCGUUAUUUCAGACCACAUACUACAGUGUGUGCUACUUUUUAUGCCCCCAUACAAUUUCCCCCAGCUCCCAUACUGGCCUUUAAAACCAAUCCCGAUUCGACAUUGGCUUUGGUGGCCAGAGGUUGUCUACUCUCAUGCAAUCCGGAUCGUAUUAUUCUUAAGCGUGUUGUGCUCAGUGGUCAUCCGAUGCGUAUCAAUCGCAAAUCGGCCACCAUUCGCUAUAUGUUCUUCAACAAGGAAGAUGUUGAAUAUUUCAAACCGGUCAAACUACGCACCAAAUGUGGUCGUUUGGGACACAUCAAAGAAUCUUUGGGCACUCAUGGUCACAUGAAAUGUUACUUUGAUGGUCAGCUUAAAUCGUACGACACUGCUUUUAUGUAUUUAUUCAAACGUGUCUAUCCCAAAUGGACAUAUGAUGAUUGUCUGAUUACGUGUGAGGAUACGGAUAAGAAAAAUGAUCAGGCAGAAGCUAUGCAAGAAUAAGCAGUAGAAUGUUAUAGUGAAAUGUUUGCAAUACAUUAUUUUUAAAUGUAUGAAAAGUAAAAAAUAAUAAAAUUGAAUUUUUUUUUAAA
Molecule: messenger RNA, 2671 nt
Organism: Stomoxys calcitrans (stable fly)
Lineage: Eukaryota; Metazoa; Arthropoda; Insecta; Diptera; Muscidae
Gene: Tsr1
Product: pre-rRNA-processing protein TSR1 homolog
Exons: 7
Coding region: 132-2582 (816 amino acids)
Biological process (GO): ribosome biogenesis; maturation of SSU-rRNA from tricistronic rRNA transcript (SSU-rRNA, 5.8S rRNA, LSU-rRNA); endonucleolytic cleavage of tricistronic rRNA transcript (SSU-rRNA, 5.8S rRNA, LSU-rRNA)
Cellular component (GO): nucleus; preribosome, small subunit precursor
Molecular function (GO): GTP binding; U3 snoRNA binding; GTPase activity
Source: RefSeq, a predicted model, not a curated record